GAAAAAGGGUGUGGGUGGGGCUGCGGCGCGGGAUCUUCUGGGAGAUCAUGGCGUCGCUCAACUGUAGAACUGUAGUCUGCGUGAUCUGCUUGGAGAAGCCGAAGUACCGCUGCCCGGCCUGCCGCGUGCCCUACUGCUCGGUCACUUGUUUCCAGAAGCACAAAGAGCAGUGCAAUCCUGAAACUCAUCCUGUUGAGAAAAAAAGAACAGUGGCUCCUGUAAAUACUACAAGGCCUGAGGGAAACAAAGAUGAUGACUCCUCUAUAGCUGAUUUUCUCAACAGUGAUGAGGAAGAAGACAGAGUUUCUCUGCAGAAUUUAAAGAAUUUAGGUGAAUCUGCAACUUUAAGAAGCCUACUGCUCAAUCCACACCUGAGGCAGUUGAUGGUCAAUCUUGAUCAGGGAGACAACAAAGCAAAGCUAAUGAAGGCCUACAUGCAGGAGCCUUUAUUUGUGGAGUUUGCGGACUGCUGUUUAAGAAUCGUGGAACCUUCCCAGGUUGAGGAUUCUUAAAAUGAAUCAGUGCUCAUGCACAUGCUUGAUUUCAGGACCUGCCUACUGCUCCUCCCAGGAGGCCAGGAAGUAUGCAUCUAAGCAGGGGAGAUGGUGUCCCACGUAGCUGCCUGGUUUCUGAGGGGUUCCUCCAUCACACUGUUUCAGGCAGUGGGGAUACUCAAGAUGCAGAGUCUUUACGAAAAGAAAACUGGCUAUUCAUGUGGUGGUUUUAAAAUAUUUUACUUUUGUACAGUUCAGAUAUACAUCAUAAAUACCAAGUUUAUACCCACUCAAGUUAAAAACAGAUAGUGUUACUAAGUAAAUUCAAGGUGUGGUGCACUGUUCAUUGUCCUUGGUUCCUAAUCCAAUUCUUUGAAAUUACAUUAAAUAAAUCAAACUUAUUAAAUACUAAA
This is a messenger RNA of Nannospalax galili (Upper Galilee mountains blind mole rat), 907 nucleotides long. RefSeq names its product zinc finger HIT-type containing 3 (gene Znhit3). The transcript has 5 exons. Gene Ontology annotation, cellular component: nucleus; pre-snoRNP complex. The record is from RefSeq and is a predicted model, not a curated record. Gene Ontology annotation, biological process: maturation of LSU-rRNA from tricistronic rRNA transcript (SSU-rRNA, 5.8S rRNA, LSU-rRNA); snoRNA localization; box C/D snoRNP assembly. Gene Ontology annotation, molecular function: protein binding. NCBI's taxonomy places the organism in Eukaryota, Metazoa, Chordata, Mammalia, Rodentia, Spalacidae. The coding region runs from base 48 to 512 and encodes 154 amino acids.